Molecule: messenger RNA, 5284 nt
Organism: Corythoichthys intestinalis (scribbled pipefish)
Lineage: Eukaryota; Metazoa; Chordata; Actinopteri; Syngnathiformes; Syngnathidae
Gene: per1b
Product: period circadian clock 1b
Exons: 19
Coding region: 445-4725 (1426 amino acids)
Biological process (GO): entrainment of circadian clock by photoperiod; circadian regulation of gene expression; negative regulation of transcription by RNA polymerase II
Cellular component (GO): cytoplasm; nucleus
Molecular function (GO): transcription cis-regulatory region binding; transcription corepressor binding
Source: RefSeq, a predicted model, not a curated record
GUUUGGGGGUUGGGACGUCAGGGAAUCGAAAAAUGUCCAGUGAGAAGACGCAUCUGAAAACACUCGGUCAGUUUUGUCCGGUUUGUGCUUUUUGGGGACACUUCAACCUGGAAUAUAACCUGGUCUGAUUUAUUUUGUUCAGACUAUCAAAAAGGUGGCUCUCGCAUUGCCUGCAAGCAAAUUUCAGGAGGUGAAAGGACCAGAUACAGUGAAACUAGUGUCGGCUUCUGCCGAGAAGCUAACAGGAGGAGCAGAUUUUCAUUAACCACACUUAUUUUUAUAGAAGAAACCAUGACUUUCUCCACUUAGUUGAUUUCACCAUGCAGCCACCAGCUAUGAUUCAUUUGUACGCACAUAGUAGUCCCACUUAAGUAGUCGCUGUGUUGAACUCGUCCCUCGGCUGACACUUCAAAAGAAGUGGUGCGAGCCUCAUCCUAGUCUAGUAUGAGUUAUGACAUCUCUCAAUCAGCGGCCAGUAGCAACGCCCGAGGGCGGGUGCAGAGGGCUACCGAGAAAGAUGACGAGGACCGGGAGGCCGAUUCGAAGUCUGCAAAAAGCACUGUUGCCAAUGUCCCCGCUCCAGAGCAGGGAAACAGGGGUGGGUCGUCCCCCAGUGAAGGUUCUGGAGCUGGCGAUCAGAGGGGGCCCAACUCUGACGACAUGGACGGACUCUCCAGCGGGAACGACUCUGGCGAGAGGGAGAGCGAGGGCGGCACGGAGAGGGAGACGGGCUCCCGGGGACGCCAGUCCACACGCAGCUCACACAGUUCAUCCAAUGGAAAGGACUCCGGCAUGAUGCUGGAAACCACGGAGAGUCAAAAGAGCUCCAACUCGCAAAGCCUGUCACCUCCAAGUGGCUCCCUGGCCUACAGCCUGCUGUCUACCAGCUCCGAACACGAUCCGCCCUCCACCUCUGGUUGCAGUAGCAACCAGUCGGCAAGAGUGCAGACCCAGAAGGAGCUCAUGAAGGCCAUCAAGGAGCUAAAGCUCCGUUUGCCAGCUGAGCGCAAGUCCAAGGGCCACUCCAGCACCCUGAAUGCGCUUAAAUACGCCCUGCAGUGUGUCAGACAAGUCCGAGCCAACAAGGAGUACUAUCACCAGUGGAGUGUGGAAGAGUGUCACGGUUGUAGCCUCGACUUGUCCGCCUUCACAAUCGAGGAGCUGGACAACAUCACUUCAGAAUACACCCUGAAGAACACAGACACAUUCUCAAUGGCGGUAUCAUUCCUGUCUGGGAAGGUGGUGUACGUGUCACCUCAGGGAUCGUCAGUGUUGCGCUGCAAGCCAGAGUGUCUCCAGGGCACGAUGUUUUCGGAACUUUUGGCUCCGCAAGACAUCAGCACUUUCUACAGUGGCACGGCGCCGUGCCGACUGCCACUGUGGGCCUCCUGCAUCGGAUCUGCCUCUCCAGCUCUGGACUGCACUCAGGAGAAGUCCAUGUUCUGUAGAAUCAGUGCCAACCGGACGCAAGGUGGCGAGAUGCGCUAUUAUCCUUUUCGCCUGACGCCCUACCAGCUCACCAUCAGAGAUUCGGAUACCGCUGAGCCACAACCCUGUUGCCUGCUCAUCGCAGAAAGGGUCCACUCUGGCUACGAGGCACCUCGGAUCCCUCCAGACAAGAGGAUCUUCACAACCAGUCACACUCCCAGCUGCCUCUUCCAGGAAGUAGAUGAGAGGGCGGUACCUUUGUUGGGAUACCUGCCACAGGACUUGGUGGGAACCCCAACCCUGCUCUACAUCCACCCCGAAGACAGACCUACUCUGGUGGCCAUACAUGAGAAAAUAUUUCAGUUUGCCGGCCAGCCGUUUGAGUAUUCACCGUUGAGGAUGUGCGCCCGCAGCGGGGAAUACUUAACCAUCGACACCAGCUGGUCUUCCUUUGUCAAUCCUUGGAGUCGCAAAGUGGCCUUCAUCGUAGGGCGCCACAAAGUCAGAACGAGCCCGCUGAACGAAGACGUGUUCACAGCGCAGGGUUGCGAAGGUCGCGCCACCACACCCGACGUAGUGCAGCUCAGCGAGCAGAUCCACCGUCUUCUGGUGCAGCCGGUGCACAGUGGCGGUUCUCAGGGAUACAGCUCAUUGGGUUCCAGCGGGUCACGGGGCUCGCACCACUCCCACCCGCAGCAUCUCAGUGCCUCGGCCACAUCCUCCAGUGAGAGCAACGGACCCGCCAUGGAUGAAGCCGUUGCUGCAGUUGCUUUGCACAAACCUAUGACCUUCCAACAGAUCUGCAAAGAUGUUCACAUGGUCAAGACGAACGGCCAGCAGGUCUUCAUCGAGUCUCGGAACAGGCUGCCACCUAGAAAAAACGCCGGCACGGUUGCCACAAACAACCUCAGAGCAAUCAACCAAGACCCCGUUAGAGGCCUCAUCUCUGACAUGACCAAAGCACCAAAGGAUCUGCUGCCUACACCGCUUGUACAAAAAGAGUCCCCGCCUGGAUAUUCCUACCAGCAGAUCAACUGUCUAGACAGUAUUAUAAGAUACCUGGAGAGCUGUAACAUCCCUAAUACAAUCAAAAGGAAGUGUGGCUCCUCCUCCGGCACAUCAGCUUCUGAUGACGACAAACAGCUGGAGGCGGGCGGAAAUGCUAAAGGUGCGGCAGUUAGCCUGGUAGGCGAAGCCCCUCCUUUGCCCCCACUGACGUUGGCCAUGAAGGCAGAGAGUGUGGCCUCGGUCACGUCCCAGUGUAGCUUCAGUAGCACCAUAGUGCAUGUGGGAGACAAGAAACCGCCUGAAUCAGAUAUCGUGAUGGAGGAGGCCCCAACAACUCCAACACAUGCUCCUCCUAUCCUCACUCCAAUUGCACCCUCUAGUGGCCCACCUACGAUCUGUACUCCCCCUCCUCCUCCUCCUCCUCCCCCUCCUCCUCCCAUUGCACCGCCACCUCAACCGUCUCAAGCCCCGCAGACCACUCAGCCAGAAAGGGACAGCCGGCAUGGCGUGGGUGGCGCAGGAUUGGCAGGUGGGGGCGGCCGGCUGGGCCUGACGAAGGAGGUGCUGUCAGCGCACACGCAGCAGGAGGAGCAGGCCUUCCUCGACCGAUUCAAGGACCUCAGCAAAUUGCGCGUCUUCGAUCAGACGGCGUCUUCGACCGUGCGCUGUCACACGCCUACUGCCAACCCUCUAGCACGAGGGGUGCGUUGUUCUCGGGACUACCCAGCCGCAGGGGGAGGCUCCAGUCACAGACGCGGCCGUGGCGGGAAGAGACUCAAGCACCAGGAGUCAUCCGACCAGCACAGCUCUCUCGGGAUGCACAGAGACCCCCGAAACAGAUCGACUGUCGGGCCUCUCGACGUGCCGCCGGGAGCCCCGACAACCUCCUCCUCCUGGCCGUCGGUUUGCUCUCAGCCCAACAUUCCCUCGACCCCGUUCGCACCUGGAAUGGUUCCAUUCUACCCGGUCUACCCUCCGCUCCCUCAGCCCUUAACUGUCCCGGAUCCGUCGCGUUUCCCUCCGACUCAGAUGGUUCCCCCCAUGAUGGCCUUGGUUCUCCCCAACUACAUGUUUCCUCCUAUGGGGGCGGCUAUAACUCAGCAAGGCUCCGCCCCCUUACAGUUCUUCAGCCAAAACUUUAACUAUCCCAGCGCAACCCCGGCCCCGGUUCCAGUUUGCAACCCGGUGUCCAUUCCUGGAACGGGUGCGGCAUCUCGUAGCAGCACCCCACAAUCUUACACUCAGACCCCCGCUGACCGUGAGGGUGCAGACUCACCCCUCUUCCAGUCUCGAUGCUCCUCCCCCCUCAAUUUGUUGCAGCUGGAGGAGUCGCCCAGCAAUCGGUUAGAGGGCGCUACUUUGCUGGCGGGGUCACAGCAAGCUACGCCCUCUGUGCAAGGCGGGACGGCUGGGGUCCAGAGUUCAACCAAUCAAAGGAACUCUGAUGACAAUGCUAAGGACAAUGAGAAUGGGGAAGCUAAUGAGUCCAACAACGACGCCAUGUCGACUUCAAGCGACCUUCUGGACCUACUGCUCCAGGAAGACUCGCGUUCGGGAACCGGUUCUGCCGCUUCUGGAUCAGGCUCAUCGGGCACGAGGUCCUCAGGUUCUGGCUCCGGCUCCAACGGAUGCUGCUCCUCUGGCACCAGCGGCACCAGUAGCAGCCAGGGCAGCCACACCAGCAAAUAUUUUGGCAGCAUCGACUCUUUAGAGAACGACCAUGCCCGCAAGCAGCCAGCAGGGAGCGGCGGGGGCGACGGUGGCGAGGAGCAAUUUAUCAAGUGUGUCCUGCAGGACCCCAUUUGGCUGCUGAUGGCCAACACUGACGACAAGGUCAUGAUGACCUACCAGCUGCCGAUUAGGGACAUGGAGGCGGUGCUGCGUGAAGAUCGCGAGGCGCUUAGGAGCAUGCAGAAGCAUCAGCCUCGCUUCACCGAGGAACAGAAGAGGGAGCUGAGUCAGGUGCACCCCUGGGUGCGCACGGGACGCCUUCCCAGAGCCAUCAACAUCUCCGGCUGUGCGGGCUGUAAGUCUCCCAACUCGGUAUCCCACGCCACCCCGUUUGACGUGGAGAUCCACGAAAUGGAGCUUUGCCCCAUGCUGAAGACACAAAAAGCCGGAACCGCCAAAGUCAAGAAAAGCCCAUCUGAUCCUCACGAGGAAGAGGACGAGGAGGAGGAGGAGGACGACGAGGGUGAAGAGGACGAAGACAAAACAGGAGAAAGCAACCAAGUGGCCAACGCAGCCCAACUCGGAACGGCGGCGGAGGAUGACGCACGGCCGAUAUGAAUCUCUAAAUCCGCGGCCAAAGCUUAUCACUUUAUAACUUGACAUCGUCAACCAGACAGUCGCCAUGUUUGAGCGCUGAAGUUAUCGUGACUCAUUCCUGUCCGUUAUGUGAAUGUUGUACGCCGACACGCGAGACGCCACGGGGUCUUCCUCCUGUUGUACAUCAUAUUUAUUGAAGUAGGAAGACCACAAGUGAGGUCCGUGAACGCGUCACAAAAAUGCACCUUUUUCUGUCACGUCUAGCUUCGAAUGUCUCGGCUAAUGACGUCGGGUUGUGUAAAUAACAGAACGUUAAAUGUACAGUACAGCCAGAGGCGGGCUAUUUUGUAAAAAUCUGUAUAUUUUUAUAUGUGCGUUAAGAGCGGACGGACAUUAUUGCAGCAGGCCUCGGUUGGGAAAGAGUUUGAAGUGUUAAAAAAACAAGUUUUCCUCGUCCCUCUUUGUGACACUGUCAUGGUCAUGUGAUCCCCGCGUCUGCAACAGUUGCUGAAUAUUUUUGUGAGAUUCUUUGUACAAAAAAAGACAAUAAAAGUACUUGAAAAGUGUUUGUUUUUUUUCC